Notechis scutatus (mainland tiger snake) is the source of this 1074-nucleotide messenger RNA. The record is from RefSeq and is a predicted model, not a curated record. Lineage: Eukaryota; Metazoa; Chordata; Lepidosauria; Squamata; Elapidae.
GGAGCAGCUGUUUGCCUUUUCUAGCUGAGGGUGGUUUUUUUUUUUCCUGUUCCAUUGCUGCUUUCUUAUUGGCUGAAGCAAGGAAGGAGGAAGGGUUAGAGUGAAGCAAGCUAUGAACUCGGUGAAUGUAGUUGGACUAGUUUUUUGAGGAGGAUAGGAAAGAGAGGGUGAGCUAUCAAGAUCAGUACUAACAGCUUCCAGUUCUCUUUCUGUCUCAUCACCACAACACCCCUCUCCCCACUUCUCUUUCUGUCUCUUUUGAACAUGGUUGGGGAUCAUUGUAACCACAGCAGUGAAAGACCUGUACUUUCUCAAACUCCCAAAACUGGAAUAAGUUGCAAAAUGGUUCUACAAGCAGUAGGAAAAGUAUUAAGAUGCCACUCAACAACGUUCUUCCACCAUAUCAAUUUACAGUAUAGUACCAUCUCCGAAUUCUGUACAGGAGAAUCGUGUCAGACCAUGGCAGUAUGCAAUACACAAUACUACUGGUAUGAUGAGCGAGGAAAGAAGAUCAAAUGUACAGGCCCUCAGUAUGUUGACUUUGUCAUGAGUUCAGUGCAGAAGUUAGUGACGGAUGAGGAUGUCUUUCCUACUAAAUAUGGCAAAGAAUUCCCAAACUCAUUUGAGUCCCUAGUGAAGAAGAUCUGCAAGUAUCUGUUUCAUGUGCUAGCCCACAUCUAUUCAUCACACUUCAAGGAAACACUGGCACUGGAAUUGCAUGGACAUUUGAACACACUCUACGUACACUUCAUCCUUUUCAUCCGGGAGUUUAAUCUGGUGGACCCUAAAGAAACAACCAUCAUGGAUGACCUCACAGAGAUCCUCUGCAGCAGUAGUGGGAGCAGUAGCAGUAACGGAAGUGGCAAUGGUAGUGGUGGCGGCAGCGGCAGCAGUAGUAGUAGUGCAGUAGCACAGAACCACGUGAAGGAGAGAUGAAUCUUCCCAACCAGAGCAAAACCAACGCUAACACUUUUUAAAAAAAGGAAAUUACUCUCUAUUCUCGGAUGUAUGCAUAUAUAUAUAUAUAUGUGCUUAUGUGUGUGUGUGUGUGUAUGUGUGUGUGUAUAUAUAUAU